GGGGGAUUCUACCUGAAAUUAGCUCAAAAUAUUGUUUUUUUGUUUUCUUCAGAAAUGCGAGGUUCAACUAUUCGACUUUACACUGACGAUCGUUUUUACCGAAAAAUUUUAAAAUAUAAAUGAGAAAUUACGUUAGAAAAGAAGAGGUAUCUAAAUAGAAAUCUCGUUUCCAUGGCAACCAAAACAGCAUUUUUUGUUUCUUACUUGUUUACCAGCCUGUUUGGAGCUCAAAAUAUGUCAAACAAGCCCGAAACGCCCCUUAGAAUCCUUGUGCUGUCUUACAUGAAGGGGAAAAUAAGAAAUUGAAAGAGUAACACUGGAGACGAGUGAGAGAUUUUUGUGUGAAAGUUGUCACAGUGUAUUGCGAAAUAUUGAACUCCUUUUGUCUCUUUUGUGCUGGAAUGACUGGAAAGAAGAAAAGAACCGUUUACAGGAAAACUAGGAAAAGAAAGGGGCAUGGAGGAGAUCGUAAAAAAGCGCAAUUACUGAAGAAAAGCGGUUGCAACAGGAAGAGUGAACCAAACGAACCGACCCCAGGAACUUCGCACGAUCAGUCUGAUCUGUCAGAUUUUGGCGAAGAAAGCGAUCAGCUUCCUAGUUCUUCAAGGAAGAAGAUGAGAUUCCAGAGCUCAGAAGAUGAGUCUUCUUCAAGUUCUGAUGAAAACAAAAAAGUUUUCGAGGUAGCUGAGGUAGAAAAAGGAUACAGGCUCGUUGAUCUAAAGAGCUUCUCUUCUGUGCUCUCAACUUUACACAAAUGCGAAGAAGGAGACCUUACUAUUGAAGAAAAUACCGCUAGCCGUUAUGGACUGAUGUCAGAUCUCUCCAUUCACUGCUAUUCUUGUGAUGAAAGUACUCCUUGGCAGACAUCACCCAACCUUGCCAAGAAAGGCAAAUCAUUUGAUGUCAACCGGAGAGCUGUCUACCACUCAAUAGAAACUGGAAGUGGCUACGAGGGACUCUCUUCUUUCUGUGCGAUAAUGAACAUGCCUUGUUUGUCAAGAGCUGCUUACUACAAGCAAGUUGAUGUAAUUUUGGAAGCACUGGAAAGUGAAGCAAAAGAAGAACUAAAAGGUGCAGGCCAAAGGCUCCGAAAGCUAAUCAUGGAGGAAAAUGGCAUCUCAGACAGCACCACAAUAAUUGAUGCUGCUGUUAGCUUUGAUGGCACUUGGGCCAAAAGAGGUUUCACAUCACUAACAGGUGUUGUUUUCGUCAUCUCAAUUGACACAGGAGAAGUUUUAGACUAUCACGUGAUGUCUAAAUCUUGCCGUAAGUGCUCCCUAAAGAACUCACAAUGUGAAGGGAAUGUGGAAGAGUUUGAAGAAUGGAGGAGGGAGCAUGUUGCAUCUGGAGUUUGUGACAUCAACUUCGAAGGAAGUUCACCUGCUAUGGAAGCAGACUGGAGCUUCUGUUCUUUGGAAUAG
This is a messenger RNA of Stylophora pistillata, 1421 nucleotides long. RefSeq lists its product as uncharacterized. NCBI's taxonomy places the organism in Eukaryota, Metazoa, Cnidaria, Anthozoa, Scleractinia, Pocilloporidae. The record is from RefSeq and is a predicted model, not a curated record.